Aricia agestis (brown argus) is the source of this 544-nucleotide messenger RNA. It is a transcript of the gene ATPsynCF6, whose product is annotated as ATP synthase-coupling factor 6, mitochondrial. Gene Ontology annotation, molecular function: proton transmembrane transporter activity. Lineage: Eukaryota; Metazoa; Arthropoda; Insecta; Lepidoptera; Lycaenidae. Gene Ontology annotation, biological process: proton motive force-driven ATP synthesis. The coding region runs from base 157 to 474 and encodes 105 amino acids. The transcript is spliced from 3 exons. The record is from RefSeq and is a predicted model, not a curated record.
ACAGCACAUUUGACGGGAUUUAAUUGGUUACUGAAACAACAGUUUGCACAAGCAGCAUACUGGGACUGAGACAAAAACGCCCCAUAAUUGUCGUCAAGUGUCAUAUUUAUUGAAAAGAAAAGUGUCAAAUUGUACGUUCAAAUUCGAUCUAAAAAGAUGCUCACCUCGUCACUACUCGGUGGAUUUAGGGCUGCCCGCUCCUCGGUGGUCAUCACCAGGAACUUGGCAGCAGCUCAGAAAGCUUCAGACCCUAUUCAGCAGCUAUUCCUUGAUAAAAUCAGGGAAUACAAGCAGAAGAGCGUUGGUGGCAAAUUAGUGGAACCCAGCCCCACUAUUGAGAAGGAGCUGAAGACUGAGCUGGAGAAAUUGGAGCGCCAGUUCGGAGGUGGCCCUGGAGUCGACAUGACCGCAUUUCCCAACAUCAAGUUUGACGAGCCCAAACUGGACCCCAUCGAUGAGCAAGCCGCCAAGUGAACUACAUAUAUAUACUAGCUGAAGUAAUUAUUGUUUAUGUAAAUUUAAUAAAAGGAGGUUGAACGUAGAA